Messenger RNA from Daldinia childiae, 885 nucleotides. RefSeq names its product Spermidine synthase. Lineage: Eukaryota; Fungi; Ascomycota; Sordariomycetes; Xylariales; Hypoxylaceae. Gene Ontology annotation, biological process: spermidine biosynthetic process. Gene Ontology annotation, cellular component: cytosol. The coding region runs from base 1 to 885 and encodes 294 amino acids. The transcript is spliced from 5 exons. Gene Ontology annotation, molecular function: spermidine synthase activity. The record is from RefSeq and is a predicted model, not a curated record.
AUGUCUUCUGAGGAGAUCACACACGCUACCAUCAAGGAUGGCUGGUUCAGAGAAAUCUCUGAGAUGUGGCCCGGCCAAGCCAUGACUCUGAAGGUGAAGAAGGUUCUCCACCACGAGAAGAGCAAGUACCAGGAUGUGCUCAUCUUCGAGUCCACCAACUAUGGCACCGUCUUGGUUCUGGACAACGUCAUCCAGUGCACCGAGCGCGAUGAGUUCUCCUACCAGGAGAUGAUCACUCACUUGGCUAUGAACUCCCACCCCGACCCCAAGAAGGUGCUAGUCAUCGGCGGCGGUGACGGAGGUGUCCUGCGAGAGGUUGUCAAGCACGAGUGUAUCGAGGAAGCUGUCCUCUGCGAUAUCGACGAGGCCGUCAUCCGUCUCUCCAAGCAAUACCUACCCGGUAUGGCUGAAGGUUUCAAGCACCCCAAGGUGAAGGUGCACGUCGGGGACGGCUUCAAGUUCCUAGACGAUUACAAAAACGCCUUCGACGUAAUCAUCACAGACUCGUCGGACCCCGAGGGUCCCGCCGAGAGCCUCUUCCAGAAGUCAUACUUCCAGUUGCUGCACGGUGCUCUCCGACCCGGCGGCGUCAUCACCACCCAAGGUUCUGAGAACCAGUGGCUCCACCUACCGCUCAUCGCCAAGCUGAAGAAGGACUGCAACGAGGUGUUCCCCGUAGCCGAGUACGCGUACACCACCAUCCCGACGUACCCGUCAGGCCAGAUCGGCUUCAUGGUGUGCUGCAAGGAGGAGGGCCGCGACGUUAAGAAGCCCCUACGAUCCUGGACCCCUGAGGAAGAGGAGCGUCUGUGCAAGUACUACAAUGCUGAGAUCCACAAGGCCAGCUUUGUUCUGCCUACUUUUGCCGCGAAGGCUCUCCAAUAG